CUGAUUACCCGCGACAUGUGUCUGUUGAUCUUAUCUGCACAGUCUCUACCGCCCACGAGUUUCCUGGCGAAUUGGUAUAAAAGGUGCAUCUGGCGGCAGUUGAAGUCAUUCUGAACCUGAUUCAAAUUCAUUUCAGUGCAAACAUGAAGAUAAUCAUUGCCUCUGCCGUGAUCCUGUGCUUGGUUGCAGUCGUAAGAGGCGCUUGUACUUGCUCGAGUGGAUGUGAAAAACCAGCAGCUUAUACACCUGGAAGUAGCGGUCGCCCUGAUUGCUCUAAAUAUGCGGAGGGCAAACAAUUCCCUAACAACAACGACCCAACCAAAUACUGGAAAUGUCAAAGUAAGGAGGCCGUUUCCCUAUCAUGCGAAACUAGCUAUUUAUACCAGAGUUCUACUGGAGAGUGCGUAUGCUAUGCUAAUUGGGUAUGGGAACCACUAUCCGAUCCAGAGUACCUACUUCCCGAACCAGAAGGAUGCGACGAAACUGCUGGAAACUGCAACUGCGCUUGCAAUAGCAAAUAAGAUGCAAUGCACCAACAUCAUCAGCCACCUCCUGUAGGGCAAUGAUUUUUCAAUAAAUAAUGCAUUAGCUUGAGCAUGAGCAAAAAAA
Molecule: messenger RNA, 609 nt
Organism: Hermetia illucens (black soldier fly)
Lineage: Eukaryota; Metazoa; Arthropoda; Insecta; Diptera; Stratiomyidae
Exons: 2
Coding region: 144-521 (125 amino acids)
Cellular component (GO): extracellular region
Molecular function (GO): chitin binding
Source: RefSeq, a predicted model, not a curated record